This is a messenger RNA of Capronia epimyces CBS 606.96, 1800 nucleotides long. RefSeq lists its product as uncharacterized. NCBI's taxonomy places the organism in Eukaryota, Fungi, Ascomycota, Eurotiomycetes, Chaetothyriales, Herpotrichiellaceae. The record is from RefSeq and is a predicted model, not a curated record. Gene Ontology annotation, biological process: protein N-linked glycosylation. Gene Ontology annotation, molecular function: alpha-(1->6)-fucosyltransferase activity. Bases 1 to 1800 code for a protein of 599 amino acids. The transcript has a single exon.
AUGAAGGCUCUCAGGUCCAAGCAAGACCAUGAAGACCGGCCACGCAAGAAAAUGCUUUUGUCCAGCCGGGCGAACCCUCCGAAGCCGCUGAAACUGGCUGGUCCCGGACUACAUGUAUCGCUCAAAAGCCUGCUGCCAUCGACCCCGAUUCCCUCUCCUUCACUCCCGUCGAUCCUCCCCCGCCAUGGCAAGAAGCCUCCCAAGCUCAACUCACGCAGACUCGUCCGCGCCAUCUUGUGGCUCUCCGUCCUCAUUGGAGUCUACUACUUGGCCACGUUCGCGUUCGCGUCUACGUCCACGUCCGGUGGGACAAGAAAGCCUCGUCUCACGGGACUGACCUUUCUGACCUCCUUCGGCAAGACGUACGAGAUCGUCGAGGCGUUGGAGUUGCCCGACCAUCCAACGCCACUAGCCCUGGCAGACGGCGAGGGCAAGCAUCAUUGGACCAUCUCCAUCCCUUCGGGCUUGGGGUUCCCCCUUGCAUCUUCUGUCUAUGCAGACAUCUGCUCUCAGGCGGACGAAGUGGCCCGUCAGGUGGGCGGGCGCGGGCGACGCCAGAACACCAGGCACGGCGACUACAUGCAACACGACGCCCACUUUCUGGACGUGCAUGAAGCUCAGGCCCGUCACUUCCUCCCCAGAGACCGAGAGACAGGAAAGGACUGGGACUCGGCUCCUCAGGCUGCGGCCGAACCCAACCAACCCCCGUCCCCUGGGCGGGCCGUCUGCAACAAGACGCUGACUUAUGUCUUGGACGCCACCGAUGCCGGCCUGGGCUCGGCCUUGCUGGGCAUGUGGCUCUCAUACGGGCUCGCCGAACGAGAAGGCCGCUCGUUCUUCAUCGACGACACCAACUUCCCGUACGGCAACUACAGCACAUUUUUCGUGCCGCCCGCACCGCCCGCGUGCCGGUUGCCGCCGCCGUCUCACCGCGUUCCAUGCCCGCACCAAGCCAGCCAUCUGGUGGUGUCGGCCGCCACGGCCAGGUGGACGUUCGGCGCCGCGUUCCACGAACACCACCCGCAACGCGACAUCUACGAGAUGGCACGGAGCGGCUUCGAAGCGCUGUUCAAGCUGCGCAAGGAGGAUGACGACUACGUGCGGGCGCGCGCGGCCAAGCUGAGGACGGGGCCGGGGCCCACGCCCGCCCACGGGCUCGAGAACGGCCUGCUGGGCAUCCACAUUCGCCGCGGCGACCGCCACCCCUACGAAUUCGCCUACCAGCUCGGCUACCUGCCGCCGGACAGGUACCUGGCCGUGGCGCGCCGGCUGGUCGGCCAGUCGGAGCGCUGGAAGCUGAUGCUCGCGUCCGACGACGCCGACAUGUACGACCACAUUGAACUGCCCGACACCAUCCGCGCCCAGCAGCGCAUCUCCCUGGCCAGCAAGAAAAGCCUGGGCAGUGGUGGCCUCGGAUGGGAACGCGGCUUCUUCACCGACGUCUUCUGGAGCCUGGGGCUUCCCACCCACGGGCCGGAACAGAGACGCCUCGGGUCGCCGGCGCCCAGCAGGGCGAAGCCAAAUCCUAACCCAAACCCUCACUCCUCUGCCACCCAGGCCAACGAUAUACAAGACUAUCGGACCAAUCCGACCAAGGAAGCUCUCCAGUUGAGGGAACUCCUCGGAAGAGCUUAUCUCCUGGAUCUGGCCAUGUUGGCGCAAAGCGACAAGGUGGUCUGCGGAGUAUCGAGCAACGCGUGCCGCAUUCUUGCCGUCAUGUUGGGCUGGGAGAGGGCUUUCGAAAAUAACGAUUGGACGAAUGUUGAUGGGAACCACGGCUGGAGAGCUCUCGACUAUUAA